CCAAAAUCAAAAAGAUUGUUCAGGACAAUGGCGAACAGGCAGCAGCCUGAGCUGUUCUCAGCAAAUCUAUUUACCACAUCGGGUUCAGGAGGAGCAGAGCCGUUUGGCUUCGGAGAUUCUAGCGGUGCUCUUCCUUCAGCACCCAUUCUCUUUGCAGGCGCACCUUCAGGAGCUUCUGCUGUUGAUCCUUUUGCUUCCCUUACAUCUGCUACACCAAACUCUUCAAACUCGAACAGUAACACAGCCCAGGAGAUCAGCAAUGCAUUCCAAGCUCCGGGCACUGCAGCCUCUGUUGAUGGCAGAGGUUCAGUAGAUGUAGGAGCUUCGCCUGCAGCCGUGCAGCGAGAGGCUGCGCCUGCAGAACUUGUUCCAACGACUCUGCCACAGCAGCAGCUUGCUUAUGGCAAUGCACCUCAAUUGGACAAUUCUGCAGGUAGUACAGGAGGUGCGCCGGUUCCAUCGCACUAUCAUACAGCUGCUGCUGUCCCAGACACUGGUGCUGCUCAUACCAGGAUCGGACCUAUUGCGCCAGUUUCUAGCAUUUCCAGCACAGCGCAUCUACAGCAGCUGGCAGGACCUGCAAUGUUUACUGUUGGCGGCUCACAGCACUCUUCAGCUGCACAAACAGCACUUGCAGGACCAGCAGCUACGAUGCCCGCCACACAGCUUAGUUCGCAAGCAGUCAACCUCGCCGGCCCGAUGGCAGGAUUCGCAGUGGCGCCGACCAAUCUAGUAGGCCCCGUAUCCACCACAGGCAUGCCAACAUCAAAUGUUUACAGUAGCACACAACAGCAGCAGCACAAUCAGAGCUCAGUCAUGGAGCCACUUGAUAUCAGCUCACCGACUACUGCUGCUAGUCUGGCGGGAUUCGGUGAUGGGGGUUUCCCCAUGCAACAGCAGCAGCUUGGCCAACCACUAACUAGCACCACCGCCUCUCACCAACAGCAACAACUUGGCAUGGAUGCGGCGAGUUUGGUCGGACCGCCGCAGGUCUCAGCGCAAGUCCAGCCCGCAUCUACUGGCGUGCCGGGCAUUGGAGCCUAUCCGUCUUUUCAACAGCCAUCACAGAUGCGAGAGUUGCCCAUUGAGCAAGAGUGGCGCGAGCAGCAGCGUAUGGUGGAGAGCUACAUUCCGCCAAUGGAGCACCACUGGUUUUACUAUCGCCAGGACAAAUGGACUCCGUUUUCACUCGCUGACUCGACUAGUCUGGAACAGGCUCAUUCCAACUCGUUGCUGGCUAACUCAGUAGAUUUCUCAUCUUUCGUGCCCACUGAAGGUGGUCGUUAUGAUGUGGAGCUGGAAUCUCGACAGCGCCACUCAGUUUACUGGGAUGAAGAAUCAUGCGAAGUGCGUCGGUGUUCCUGGUUUUUCAAGCCGGACCCUGCAUCAGACUUUGUACCGUACAAAGAGGAUGAAUCGGAAAUGCUGGAGAAACACUACCAGAAGCUGUGCAUUGCCAAUGUAUGGCCAGCUCGUUUUGACUUCAAGGGCUCUACCAUUCACCUGCACAAUGCCACGGCAAUCGUUCACCUGCCGCCACUGCCUGCCGUACCCGGGCCAGUGCGGCGAGGUCUGGAUCCAGCUGAGUCCCUUGAUGAAGGAGAGCCCAGUGAAGUUGACCACCUUGUGUUUGUGGUACACGGCGUUGGUCCUGUCGCUGAUCUCGCGUUCAGGAGCAUCUUCAGAGCUGUUGAUGACUGGCGGCAGAUCUCGCAAGAAAUGAUGCAGCAGCACUUCCCGCACCGGCGGAACCACCGCGUCGAGUUCCUGCCUGUGGCCUGGCAUGAGUCUCUGCAUGGCGACACGACCGGCGUGAACCGUAAGCUUCAUGAUAUCACGCUACGCAGCUGUGGUCGACUGCGGGACUUCAUCAACGACUUUCUACUAGACAUCCUUUUCUACAUGAGCCCUGCAUACUGCCAGACCAUCAACAGUACAGUGGCGGGAGAAAUGGAGCGCAUGCAUAACCUCUUCCUGUCGCGCAACCCUUCCUUCCAGGGUGACGUUUCCGUGAUGGGGCACAGUCUUGGCUCUUGUAUAUUGUUCGACUUGCUAGCUCAUCAGGGUGUUCCUGCAACUCCACAGGCACCAAACUCUCAUGAAGCACCAGAAGAGCAGAACUUGGAGUCAGUUGAUGAUGAGCUCACCGAGGAGAAGUUGUCCAUCAAGCCGCCAGAGCCCAUCACGGUGGAAUCCGCACUCACCAUGUUCGAGCUUGAUUCUUUCAUUGAGAAGUUUGAGGAAGAGAAGAUUGACCUUGAGAGCUUCCAAUUGAUGGGAAGCGACGAUUUCAAAGAGUUAGGAAUACCCAUGGGACCGCGUAAGAAGCUCAUCGGCUAUCUGCGAGAGCACAACGAUGCACAGGAGGCAUACAAACGCCGGGUUGCCGACGCAGAGGCCCGUAAGAAAGUCGCACUGGCAGCUCGCGAAGAAAGGGAACUUCGGCGGAAGCAAGCGGAAAAGGAGAAGGAAACGAGUGCUGCGCGUGAAGCCGCAGAAGGCAUUCAUCGCAUUGCUUUCCAGCAUGGAUGUGCCGGCAUCGGUCAGCCACUGGUACGCUACCCACAGCUUUCUUUCAAGGUGAAGAGUCUCUACUGCCUGGGCUCUCCCAUUGGCAUGUUUGUCACCGUGCGAGGAGGUAGACUGGGCCCAGACUUCUCCUUGCCUACUUGUAGCCGUGUGGUCAACAUCUUUCAUCCGUUUGAUCCGGUAGCGUAUCGAAUCGAGCCGCUGGUCAACCUCGCAGCAAACAGUGUCCCGCCAUCGCUAGUGCCGCACCACAAGGGCCGAAAGCGCCUGCAUCUAGAACUUCGCGAGAACCUUGGUCGUGUAGGUGCUAACCUGAAGAAGAAUUUCCUGGAGUCGAUGCGCUACACGUGGCAAGCGGUGCAGCAGUUUGCAGCCAGUCACAACGUGUCAGCAUGGCAGGAGCAGGUGGCCAAAGAGCAACUGGAGCAGCAAGAGAAAGUACAGGCUGAGCUGGAGGCUGUCAGCAGUGACCAAGACCAAGAGACGGAUGAACCUCCAGUGGAGCCACCGCCUUCACUGGACCUGGGCAAGCUGAACAACGGAGAACGUAUUGACUUUGUUCUUCAGGAGCACCCAUUGGAAAGCUUCAAUGAGUACCUGUUUGCCAUGCAGAGUCAUCUUUGCUAUUGGACUUCUGAAGACAGCUCACUGCACAUCCUGCGCCACCUCUACGGCAACGACAAUCCUGCGCCCUUCCUGCCAUCGCAGCCGCCUGCGCCCGAAGAGACUCACCUCACUCUUUCGUGAUGACCAGCUGACACGUAAGCCAGUGUGCAGAUGAUGCCCAUUACCAUUACCAUUGCCAUUACCAUUUGGUCUGAGUCUAUAGGGCAAUUCCUGUAUCAUUAGGCCCUGCUUUCCUGUGCCUGCUUUGUUAUUUUAUUCUGCUGUCAGUGUUGACUGUUGUCUCUUCCUCUCCUGCUGCCCUUGCCGAUCCGGAGGAUUCUGGGACUGUUGCCGAUUGACAUUUCGCUUUUGUAAGAUUAAAUUUUGAUUUUGACGUACUCAGUAUUCUUUAGCUGCGAAUGGAUUUAAUUGGGUCUCACUUUUGCCGAAUUCAGGACUCUCUGGCUGGACAAGACAUUGUCUGCAGAGUGUUUUCAUUGCUGCUACCGCUGCUACUGCUGUCUUCCUGUAGAUAUCUCCACCAUGCCAUGUUUUUAAGUUUAAACUAUUUUCAGAGCAAUGCAUUCGAUUUAUAUUCCUCUUCUUAUCUUGUCAGUUAUUGAACAUAGUAUGAGUGCCUGUGAUUCUCUGCAUUCGUACAAUACAGUUGGUUUCCACGGCCCA
Messenger RNA from Sycon ciliatum, 3819 nucleotides. RefSeq names its product phospholipase DDHD2-like. Gene Ontology annotation, molecular function: metal ion binding; glycerophospholipase activity; protein binding. The record is from RefSeq and is a predicted model, not a curated record. Gene Ontology annotation, cellular component: COPII-coated ER to Golgi transport vesicle; cytoplasm. Lineage: Eukaryota; Metazoa; Porifera; Calcarea; Leucosolenida; Sycettidae. The coding region runs from base 28 to 3276 and encodes 1082 amino acids. The transcript has 17 exons.